GUUAAAGAGGCCCGUGAGGAUCCAAGAUGUCUGCGCCCAUGUAAGGCUAGUGACCGGCGGCGAUUUCUUCCUCCGCUCCGGGCCCCUCUGGUACCGGGCUGAACCUGAGGACUAUGCUGGGCCGGACUCUCCGAGAAGUCUCCGCAGCACUGAAGCAGGGCCAGGUUACACCAACAGAGCUCUGCAAGAAAUGUCUCUCCCUCAUCAGGAAAACCAAGUGUCUCAACGCUUACAUUACUGUAUCAGAAGAGGUGGCCUUAAAGCAAGCUGAGGAGUCCGAGAAAAGAUACAAAGAAGGUCGGUCCCUUGGAGCUUUAGACGGAAUUCCUGUUGCUGUAAAAGACAACUUCAGCACAUCUGGCAUUGAGACAACAUGUGCAUCAAAUAUGCUAAAAGGUUAUAUACCGCCUUACAAUGCUACAGUCGUUCAGAAGCUAUUGGAUCAGGGAGCUCUACUCAUGGGGAAAACAAAUUUAGAUGAGUUUGCUAUGGGAUCUGGAAGCACAGACGGCGUGUUUGGACCAGUUCGAAACCCCUGGAGUUAUUCGAGGCAAUACAGAGAAAGGCGGCAGCGUGACGCGCAGGAGGAUUCCCAUUGGCUGAUAGCUGGAGGGAGCUCAGGGGGCAGCGCGGCCGCCGUGGCAGCCUUCACGUGCUUUGCGGCUCUAGGGUCGGAUACUGGAGGCUCCACCAGAAACCCUGCUGCCCACUGUGGGCUUGUUGGUUUCAAACCAAGUUAUGGCUUAGUUUCCCGUCAUGGCCUUAUUCCCCUGGUGAAUUCGAUGGAUGUGCCAGGAAUCUUCACCAGAUGUGUGGAUGAUACAGCGACUGUGUUAGGUGUACUGGCUGGACAUGACCCCAAAGAUUCCACCACAAUACAAGACCCUAUUAAACCAUCCAUGAUUCCCAGUGUGAUGGAUGUGAGCAGACUGUGUAUAGGAAUUCCAAAGGAAUAUCUGGUACCAGAAUUGUCAAAUGAAAUACGGUCUCUCUGGUCCCAAGCUGCUGACCUCUUUGAAUCUGGGGGUGCCAAAGUGAUUGAAGUCUCCCUGCCACAUACCUGCUACUCAAUUGUCUGCUACCAUGUGCUAUGUACAUCAGAAGUGGCAUCGAAUAUGGCAAGAUUUGAUGGACUACAAUAUGGCCACAGGUCUGGCAUUGAUGUGUCUACUGAAGCUAUGUAUGCUGCAACCAGACAAGAAGGGUUCAAUGAUGUGGUGAGAGGAAGAAUUCUCUCAGGAAACUUUUUCUUAUUAAAAGAAAAUUAUGAGAAUUAUUUCAUCAAAGCACAGAAAGUGAGGCGUCUCAUUGUGAGGGAUUUCGUGAGUUUUGACUCUGGCGUGGAUGUCCUGCUGACUCCCACCACCCUGCGCGAGGCAGUGCCGUACUUGGAGUUCAUCAAAGAAGACAACAGGACACGAAGUGCCCAGGAUGAUAUUUUCACACAAGCUGUAAAUAUGGCAGGCUUGCCAGCAGUGAGUGUCCCUGUGGCCCUCUCAAACCAAGGGUUACCAAUAGGACUGCAGUUAAUUGGACGUGCGUUUUGUGACCAGCAACUUCUGGCAGUUGCCAAAUGGUUGGAAAAACAAGUACAGUUUCCUGUUAUUCAGCUGCAAGACCUCCUGGAUGAUGGCUCGUUGGUUCUUGAAAAUGGAAAGUUAGCUUCUGUUUCUCUAACCCAGUAGUGAUCAAUGAAUCAAGCAGUUGGCUGGGAGUGGGAAGCAGGGAUCCAGCGCCAGGCCUCAGGCUCGCCAGGCAAGCCUUCUGCCGCCGGACGGACUCUCCACCGCUGUGAUGUGCAGUUAAAUGACUCUUAAGAGGCGCUGCUCUCCAGAGCGCCCAGGGAUCUUUCUCAGCCAUGUGACUGGGUUCACUUUCAACUCUGUCUGUCCUGGGAAUCACUUCUUCAAAUCUCUAUGAUGUUGUUAAUUGUAAUAUUUGUACAUUCAUUAAAUAACUAACUGUUCAAUUCAAAUACUGAAUUUUACUAUAACACAAAAAUACAAGCUCCUAAAAACAA
Molecule: messenger RNA, 2020 nt
Organism: Peromyscus leucopus (white-footed mouse)
Lineage: Eukaryota; Metazoa; Chordata; Mammalia; Rodentia; Cricetidae
Gene: Qrsl1
Product: glutaminyl-tRNA amidotransferase subunit QRSL1
Biological process (GO): mitochondrial translation; glutaminyl-tRNAGln biosynthesis via transamidation
Cellular component (GO): mitochondrion; glutamyl-tRNA(Gln) amidotransferase complex
Molecular function (GO): glutaminyl-tRNA synthase (glutamine-hydrolyzing) activity
Source: RefSeq, a predicted model, not a curated record